GGCUGCACUACUGAAAAUGGUUUGCUUCUUUCUAGUAAAUCUCAUUCUCCUUAGAGCCCUGGUCGAAUCAUCACUUGAGGGUGCACUAUUAAGCAUGGGUCGCUGUUAUUUGGAUGGAGAAGAUUGCAAAAAGAUUGAACAGUACAUGACUGCUUCUUUUUUGACAAGGACAUGCCUCUCGUCUCUUGCAUUUUUAAUUACAAGCAGUUUCUUGGGUAUAUCUUUUGAUUUAUUAGCUCCAAUUCCUUGGAUUAAGAAGCAGCUUCAAAAAUUUCGAAAAAAUGAUAUGCUUCAGCUGGUACCAGAAAGGAGCGAGGACUAUCCUUUGGAAAAUCAAGACAUUGAUAGCUUGGAGAGGCCUCUAAUUCAUGAAAGGAGUUCAACUGUGGUUGACAGCAGUGGAUUUUUAAAUGAUUCCUCUCCAGAUGGAAUUGAUUUCCCAGGACAAGAUUUGUCUGAAUAUCCUCCAGUCAGCCGAACCUCACCAGUUCCAAAGCCAAAGUUUGAUUUUGCGCAAUAUUAUGCUUUCAAUUUGACAAUAUUCGCCCUGACCCUGAUCUAUUGUUCAUUUGCUCCUCUCGUGGUUCCUGUUGGUGCAGUUUACUUUGGGUACAGAUAUGUGGUUGACAAGUACAACUUCCUGUUUGUAUACAGAGUGCGCGGUUUCCCUGCCGGUAAUGAUGGGAGGUUGAUGGAUACUGUAUUAAGUAUCAUGAGGUUUUGUGUUGACUUGUUUCUCCUGGCAAUGCUACUUUUCUUUUCUGUACGAGGAGACUCAACAAAGCUUCAAGCCAUAUUCACACUCGGGUUGUUAGUGAUGUAUAAAAUUUUGCCUUCUGAUAAUGAUGCUUUUCAGCCAGCUCUAUUACAAGGCAUACAGACUGUUGACAACAUUGUUGAAGGGCCGACUGAUUAUGAGGUGUUCUCACAACCUACAUUUGACUGGGAUACAUAUAAUUCAUGACUUGUGCAUAAAACCAAACAUUUGUCUUGAGAUUUGUAUAUAUGUUUAUUUGUUAUUGGAUGUGUUUCUGCAUCUAUCAAAUCUCUCGUUCUCUGUU
Molecule: messenger RNA, 1061 nt
Organism: Nicotiana tabacum (common tobacco)
Lineage: Eukaryota; Viridiplantae; Streptophyta; Magnoliopsida; Solanales; Solanaceae
Source: RefSeq, a predicted model, not a curated record